AUGUUCCAGAUAAACGGAGAAAAAGAAUCGAAGGGCAAGAAGAAAGCUGCCAAAUCAGACAGUGAUGAGAGUGAAGAGGAGACGAAGUCAACCAAAUCAAAAAAGAAAUCCACGGCCGGCUCAGCAUCCAUGUUCCAAAUAGACAAGGACAAGGACAAGGACAAGGACAAAGACAAGGGCAAAGACAAAGACAAGGGCAAAGACAAGAAGACAAAGAAGAAAGGAAAGGCAGAAGACAGUGAUGAUUCAGAUGAGUCAGAAAAGGAAGAAAAAUCAAAGAAGAAAAAGGGCAAAGGGAAAAAGAAAAAGGAGAGAUCUCCUUCACCUGAAAUUGAGUUUGACGACUUGGAGAAGUUUGUGAUGCAGCCGGCUCCGCAGGGCGUGACUGUCAAAUGCAGAGUGACUCGAGACCAGAGGGGGGUGGAUAAGAGCCUCUACCCUCUAUAUUACCUUCAUCUUGACAACGAAAAAAAGACAUUCUUGUUGGCUGGGAGGAAACGAAAGAAAAGCGCUACUUCAAAUUACCUCAUCUCCAUUGAUGCCACAGAUUUAUCAAGAGGGGGAGAGAACUUUGUUGGAAAACUGAGGUCCAAUUUAAUGGGGACUAAGUUCACCGUAUUUGAUAAUGCUCUGCAUCCAGACAGAGCUCUUCCAGACAUGUCUAAUGCACGACAGGAGUUAGCAGGCAUCAUCUAUGAAACAAAUGUCUUAGGGAUGAAAGGGCCCAGAAGGAUGACGGUUCUCAUUCCAGGAAUGAGCAAGGACAACGAGCGAGUACCUCUCCGCCCAAGAAAUGACUGUGACGGCUUGUUGAUAAGGCACCAGAGUAGGAGGAUGGACAAUAUAAUCGAGCUUCAUAACAAGACGCCUGUGUGGAACGAAGAAACUUCCUCUCAUGUGCUCAACUUCAACGGCAGGGUCACCCAGGCCUCCAUUAAAAACUUCCAGAUAGUCCAUAGUAAAGACUUGGACUACAUUGUGAUGCAGUUUGGCCGAAUAGCUGAUGACAUUUUCACACUGGACUUCAACUACCCGAUGUGUGCCGUGCAGGCCUUUGCCAUCGCACUCUCCAGCUUUGAUGGCAAAAUUGCCUGUGAAUAACAGAGAGAUCCCCAGUUGUCUUCUCACACUGAAACCAGUAUGCGGCACGCCCACGCUCACAACAGAACAACUCUUUUCUUUGGACUCGCCCUCGACACUUCCUGUGAUGGAUGGCGAUAACA
Morone saxatilis (striped sea-bass) is the source of this 1223-nucleotide messenger RNA. RefSeq names its product tubby-related protein 1-like. Gene Ontology annotation, biological process: protein localization to cilium. Bases 1 to 1101 code for a protein of 366 amino acids. Gene Ontology annotation, cellular component: cilium. The record is from RefSeq and is a predicted model, not a curated record. Gene Ontology annotation, molecular function: actin filament binding. NCBI's taxonomy places the organism in Eukaryota, Metazoa, Chordata, Actinopteri, Moronidae. The transcript is spliced from 9 exons.